Messenger RNA from Carassius gibelio (silver crucian carp), 3032 nucleotides. RefSeq names its product netrin-G1-like. NCBI's taxonomy places the organism in Eukaryota, Metazoa, Chordata, Actinopteri, Cypriniformes, Cyprinidae. Gene Ontology annotation, molecular function: cell-cell adhesion mediator activity. The transcript is spliced from 7 exons. Bases 609 to 2021 code for a protein of 470 amino acids. The record is from RefSeq and is a predicted model, not a curated record.
GGCAGGGUAGGUAAGCGCUGGCAGCAACUGAAUUCAACUGGAGAUUUUGCUGUCAUAACUCGCAUUUUGACGGCUGAGUGUCAUUACAAGGACUUUUAUUGACAAAGGCUGGAGUUCUUAUCAGUAAAGUAUGUCCACCUUGCCGAUGAACAUUUGACAGACGUGUAGGAGAACAUGUGCACUGCAUUCAGUCACCUGAUGUGGAGUAACAUUUCUGGGACCUGAUCUGAUCAGUAAAGACCGGAUUCAUUCACUGGAUGUUUUCUGUCUGGAAAACUGUCAAGACUGUGGAGAGCACACGGGAAACAGCAAUGGAUGGGAGGAUGAUCUGCAAUGGCCUCCACUAAUGGCUUGAAGAAGGAAUUAAUAUCAUUCUUUCACACCAGUGACCCACACUUACCACAGCUUUGUCAAAACAUUUUUCUGAAGCUCCCCUGUAACACAAUCAGACAAAAAGAAACAAAUGAAUACAAUUAGAGCAGCCUAAGGAAGCUGAGUCAAAGCUGGCACAGAUGCCAGCCUUUUUUCUGCUUUAAAGUUCGGUGUUACCACAUAGGCGGUCUGCCUCAUCACCCUCUGCCUGCUUAUUAUCUAUCAGAAUCCAUUUAAUGAGGCAUCAGAAAAAAGGCACAGCCAUGUACUUAUUGCUAGUGUUUGUACUACAGGCCCUGUGGGUGAGUUGGUGUCAUGCCACACAGCAUUACCCAGCCUCAUGGGGGCACUAUGAUGUUUGUAAGUCCCAGGUUUAUGCAGAGGACCGCCUGGCCUGGCACUAUAUGGCCUGCCAGCCUGAGGCCACUGAUAUGACCAAAUACCUGACCGUGUCUCUGGACCCACCUAACAUCACCUGCGGAGACCCACCUGAGAUGUACUGCGCCCUGGAAAACCCAUACAUGUGUAAUAACGAGUGUGACGCUGAUACCGAAGAGCUGGCCCACCCACCCGAGCUCAUGUUUGACUCUGAGGGACGAAACCCAACCACGUUCUGGCAGUCGACCUCCUGGAAGAAAUACCCGAAGCCCCUUCAGGUCAACAUCACGUUGUCCUGGAACAAAACAAUAGAACUCACAGAUGACAUUGUCCUCACCUUUGAGUCUGGCCGACCCGAGCAAUUAGUCUUGGAGAAGUCGCUGGAUUAUGGUCGUACGUGGCAGCCAUACCAGUUUUACGCAUCUGACUGUUUGGAUGCCUUUACAAUGGAGCCAAAAGCAGUACAUCAGCUGACCCCAAGCACAAUGCUAGAAAUCAUCUGCACUGAGGCCUAUUCAACGGGCUAUGUGUGGAAGUACGAUAAGACUGUACGCUUCGAGAUCAAAGACCGCUUCGCCCUUCUUGCUGGUCCGAGACUGCACAACAUGGCUUCUCUGUAUGGGCAGCUGGAUACCACCAAGAAUCUUAGGGAUUUCUUCACCCUUACUGACCUUCGCAUUAGACUUCUACGGCCUGCUACUGGAGCCACAAUGGUGGAUGAGAACAAUCUUUCUAGAUACUUCUAUGCCAUUUCGGACAUUAAAGUGCAGGGCAGGUGCAAGUGCAAUCUCCAUGCCAACAGCUGUGUUUUUGACAAAGGGAAGCUAGGGUGCGAGUGCGAACACAACACCACGGGGCCGGAUUGCACACGCUGUAAGAGACACUACCAGGGCCGAACAUGGAGCAUGGGCUCCUAUCUGCCCAUCCCCAAGGGUACUGCCAAUAUCUGUAUCCCAAACAAUCUUGGCACCUCCGUUCGACCAAAUGCUUCUUCACUUGGAGCAGCGAACCGAAAUCAAGCUCGAGUGUGUGACAACGUGCUCCUGCGCUGUCAGAACGGUGGCAUGUGUCACCACCACCAGCGCUGCCAGUGUCUGGCCGGUUUUGGUGGCGUACUGUGCGAGAAGACCCAAUGCCAGGGUGACUCUUGCGAGGAUCUGCAAUCCAGCCAGCUGUCCCUCCGCCCCCUGCCCGCAGCCCAGACUCUCCCGCUGACUCUGCUAUCUCUCAUCCCCUCCCUGCUGGCCACCCGGGGCCUAACAUCACUCUGAGGGGAACGCUUUUGCCCCAAAAACAUUCUCUACGGGGGCUCCAAUCAUGACUUCCUGUUAGAGGACACCUGAUGAAUAAAAAGAAAUGCUCCCUUGAUGUGAAAGAAAAAAAUGAAACUUGUUGUUUUUUUAGGAAACCGUAAAGUUUUCUACUCCGUACUAUGUCAAUUAAAGUUUGCCUGAGAUGAUGGAUAAACUGGAAAAAUGUGCAAAAAGAAAACAACAACCAGAACAACAACAUAAAAAAAUCUGACACUAAUGAACGUUUUUAUCUUUGUUGAAUUAAGAAGAAAUGAAAUCAGUACACUGUUCCACAGCUCUGUAGCCAAGCCUCAGAGCGCAGAAACACGGCAAUAAAAAUGAUUUCAAGACAAAUCAUCGAUGUGAAGGUGAAUCAAGAUUUGCUCUUAGACUGCCAACUGAAUUUACACACACACUACCACGACUGGUGGUCAAACUUCUCACACUUAACCUUUUCCUGACCCUCUCUCUUCUUCUUGUAACUCUGUGAAGUCGUGUAAAAGACCCAUGAUAUAUGUCACACAAGAAUUGAUCCAGAUUAUCAUUCAGAGCUGGUGUAAAAUCAAUCAAAUAUACUGUAACAUGAGAGACAACUGCUGAUAUUUUGUAGUGGGAUAUUUUCAUGACAAUGAGAAUUAGAACAAGAAGAAAGACCCUGAUCAACAUUGUGACUUUUUGCAUCGCUGCAACAACCUGUAGAAUUUGGGUUGAUACUUUAAUUAUUGCCCUGAUGGAGUUGUAUAUUCCUGUUUAGUUGCCAAUCUUUUUGCUUAAAACAUAAGUUUACAUUCUCACCGACCGAACUGUACGAAAGGUUUCACCAAAGGGCUUCGGUGAGGAAUCCUUUGUUGCUUGAAGCCAGCUAUGUUUGUGAAUUAAAGAUGAAAAAACUUACAUUUUAUUGCCAUUUUGUCAAAGCAAAUCUUGAAAGAUAGCAUGUGAUUUCUAUUCAUGUGUGUUCUCAGAAUUCAGGCAAGCUCUUAGUAACCA